AUGAUCGUUAAGAAGCUGUUGCUUUAUAUUUUUGCUCUGACCGGAUUAGUUUGCAGUGAGUUAGGGGAAAGAAUAAAUAGAUAUGACCUAUUCCAUCAUGACCAAGUGAGGCAUCACAUAAGUAAGAGGGAUGUCUACAUUAAGUUUCCUGAUACAAGAAGACUCGAGUUCAAUAGCUUGGGAAAAAACUUUAAACUGGAAUUAAAAAAAGAGACGUCGUUAUUCACAAGUGACUUCCGAGUGACGGUCAUCAAUGGGCAGGGGUCCAAGAAGACGGUCGAUAUUCUGCCUAACCUGUAUCACGGACAUGUCCAAGGUGAUCCAACAUCGAAAGUUGAAGCCAUGUUUCAUAGAGAUGAUUUGUUUACUGGCAAACCGUCAUGGCGUCAUAUACCUCACGACACAAACUCAACUAUGAUUGGCUAUAAAGAAAAUGACGUCAAUUAUAAAUUUGAUCUCGGAACGAAACGUGAAACGUCAUCAACAUGUACCAAAGAUAAUAAAGUUUGUACGUUGAUGCUGGUAGCUGAAUACAAUUUCUUCAAAAACAUGGGUAACGGCGAUGUGGAAGCUACCACUGGAUAUAUGAUCAGUGUCAUUGAUCAAGUCAACCAGAUAUACUCGAGGACUGCUUUUGGCGGUUGUGGCACUGGCUUCCAAUUUGAGAUAAGAGAGGCUGGAGUAGUUCGUUGA
Helobdella robusta is the source of this 693-nucleotide messenger RNA. RefSeq lists its product as hypothetical. Gene Ontology annotation, biological process: membrane protein ectodomain proteolysis; Notch signaling pathway. Gene Ontology annotation, molecular function: metalloendopeptidase activity. The record is from RefSeq and is a predicted model, not a curated record. Gene Ontology annotation, cellular component: plasma membrane. The transcript is spliced from 8 exons. The coding region runs from base 1 to 693 and encodes 230 amino acids. Lineage: Eukaryota; Metazoa; Annelida; Clitellata; Rhynchobdellida; Glossiphoniidae.